Perca flavescens (yellow perch) is the source of this 1735-nucleotide messenger RNA. RefSeq lists its product as uncharacterized. Lineage: Eukaryota; Metazoa; Chordata; Actinopteri; Perciformes; Percidae. The coding region runs from base 147 to 1079 and encodes 310 amino acids. The record is from RefSeq and is a predicted model, not a curated record. The transcript has a single exon. Gene Ontology annotation, cellular component: membrane.
CUUCCAUUACAUCAGCAGAAACGCCUCACACAGAACAAGGAAGGAAGGAAGGGUGUUGCCUCUUGUCGACGAGUGGCGAGCUAAAAACUCGACGUUUUGAGGUAAUGAAGGUCGAUAUUCUUCCUCUCGUGUGUUGACCUGAGAACAUGGAGAAACUGACCGGGUGUUGGCUACUGAUGGCGGCGCUGAACUUCGCUCUAGCCCAGGACAAGGUAACCCCGACAUACUUCAAGGAUGGCGGGGAGCUAACGAUGGUCGUGAGGCCUACUUCUUCUGAACGUCUCUACAACAUCCUGUGGAAGAUUAACGGUGACCUGUUGGCUGAGUGGAUCAAAGAUCAAGUCACAGGUGAAGAUUUGGUUCCUUUGACUUAUUACAGAACCUUUAUUGGCCGCACAGCCCUGAAUUUAACCACUGGACGUUUGGUAAUCAGCAAAAUGACUAAAGCUGACAUGGGGGUGUAUUCAGUGGAAGUCAACAACAAGGUCCAGAAUGAGAAAUAUAACGCUGUAUUGAUCAAAGAAGUCCCCCAGCCUGAUAUAUGGAUCAGACCGUUGACCUGUUCCCCCGAUUCGGACCGUUGUACGCUGGUCUGUCACGGAGAGGUCAAAGACGCUGGACCGGUCAUCUACAGCUGGAAGAAGGAUGGAGGAGAGUGGAAGGAGUCAGGAAAGGACUUGGACAUCACCAAGAGUGGGACAUCAGAUGUGAAGACCUUCACCUGCCGGAUACAGAACCCAGUCAGCGAGAGAGAGAGUAAACCCAAAGAUAACCCGUUCUUAGAGAAGGAGGUAGGUGGCUCUGGAGUUGGGGCUGGCAUCAUAGUGACCGUCCUUUUGGCUGUGGCUGUGGCUGUGGGUGCGGCUGUUACUGGUACGUUAUGGCAUUUCAAGAAAGGCCCCUUCAAGAAUAAAGGUGACAAUGGACAGUCCUCAACAGACAAGUCAAGAGAACUAGAUAAAUUAAACGCGAAGCCAGACGGCACUGAUGCUACAGAUGAAAAUGGACAGCCACCUGCUACUUCUGGUAACAAUGCAGAUGAUCGACUACAUAAAGACCCCCCGAAUCCAGACGCCUAAGGAACUGAUUGAAGUGUGGAACUGUGUCUCAUGGAAAUAUGAUCUGAUACAGACUCAGACUGCUUUUGCUGGCUGCACACAUUUUUUUUUAAAGCAUUCAGCUGUGUUCAUCAUCGAUUGUUACGUGACGCAGAGACGUUAACAAACUGGAUCCCCAAAACAGUAAGACCUUGGCUGAGAAGAGCAUGAACACAUCAUUGUUAUAUCUUCUGGUUGAACAACAGACACGAGCCUUUUUACAAAUUAUACAGCUUGCUGCUGUUUCAUUUUCGGCCUGAAAAUAUAGCCACAUGGCGCUCCUUCGUGUGUGUGUGUGUCUGUGUGUGUGUGUGUGUGUGUGUGUGUGUGUUUGUACAGUAUGUAUUUAGGGGUGUGUGUGUGUGUGUGUGUGUGUGUGUGUGUGUGUGUGUGUGUAUAUACAGUAGGUUGUUGCUAAUAAGGGCUGGUUGAUAUGUGCUGCAAUUAUACAGAUUAUUCUCAUUGUGGAUUAUUUUCUAGAUGAAUGGAUUAGUUGUCUGGUCUCUAAAAUGUCUGAAAUGAUGAUUAGUGUUUCCCCAAAGUCCCAAGAUGGCGUCCUCAAAUGUCUAAUUUUGUCCACAACUCAAAGAUAUUCAGUUUCCUGUCAGAGAGGAGAGAAGGAACUAGAACAAUAUUCA